CGGCCGCGUCUCGACUGGAAUGCAGAGUGAACUCUCUCUCUCUCUUGCCAUGGUGUGCGACGCCACCGCCACCACCAGCAUCACCAACACCGCCGCCGCCGCAGCCGCCUUUAAUUCAUUAUUUAACUCAGCGUGCACCGGGUCUGGCUCCCCUCUUCUUCUUUUUCUUCACUCGCGGGCGCCUCGAGACGCACUACAACAGCAGCCGCAGCAACAGCAGCAGCAACAACAGCAGCAGCAGCAACAGCCGCAGCAACAGCAGCAGCAACAGCAGCAGCAGCAGCCACCACGGGUGGCUCAUGAACCACACCGCUCCCGUCUGCAUCGCCCACGCCACCAUGAGCUCACCUGACUCCGACAAUGAUGACACCCAGCAAGGCAGUGGCGGUAGCAACGGAGAUGGAGGUGGCAAUGCUGGUGGCUCCGGUCUGGGUGGAGGAGGAGGACAUCUGGAUGUCGCGGGGCCCGGCUCGGCGCGUGGGGGUCGAGCGGGCCGGGCGGGCCGCCCCGCUGUGGCGAACGCGGCCCGGGAACGCAGCCGCGUGCGCACGCUGCGCCACGCGUUCCUCGCCCUGCAGCGAGCCCUGCCCGCGGUGCCGCCCGACACGAAGCUCUCCAAGCUGGACGUGCUGUUGCUGGCCACCACCUACAUCGCGCACCUCACCAGGGCUCUGGACCAGCCGCAGGGACCGAGCUCGCAGGGCCAAGGGCAGGGGCAAGGACACGGCCAGGCAGGACAGGGCGCGGGGACGGCCCCCGCGGGUGCCGUGCCGCCGGGAGCCGCGGCGGCGGCGGCGGCGAGGGCCGGGAGCGCGCAGACGGGGAGCCGCGCACAGAGUCUCAAGACCGAGGGGUACCUGCAUCCCGUAAAGAAAUGGCCUUUGCGCUCGCGUCUCUACAUGGGAGCCACCGGGAACUUCUUGCUGAGCAGUUCGCCCGCCGGCGGGGAGCCGACCUCGGGAGGACGCCAAGCCGGGCCCGGUCCCAGUCGCCACACGCCCGCGUCGUAGCCGGCGCCGGGACGCGAGACGCGCGAGAGAGAGAGAGACUGCGGCGUGGUGACCCGCAGCGGAGGCGGAGGCUAUCGAGCGUGCAGGCGGUGCAACUGCGUCAGGGAAACGCUGGCUGGAGGGGAGAAGAGGCGCGGGCGGGCGGGAGGGUGUGUGCCCGAGCGCUGGGAUACGAAGAAGAGAGGGGUUCAGGGUUAAUUGUAUAGAGGCUGGGACCCCCUUUUCACAGCCAGCCACUUCACGCUACUCCACGGACGGACGCUCUCCAGACGUAUUGACGCACAGAGCACGCUUCCUCUCUCCUUCCUGCACGAAGGACAUUGUUCCACGAAAGCUUUUUGAACAACGACACCUUGCUGAUCUCGUCAAGGAGCCCUAAACCAUCAUCACGCGACCUCUGGCCAUCCUCGCAGCAAGCCGCUUUUGGCUGCUUGCCAUCGAACGAACACGGUCACUUGCAUCGCGUGCCACUUUCAGAUGCGCCUCUGCUGCCGCCUGGAACGCUCUUCUCCUUCCGAUAUGAGGAAGCCACUGAGGCUGUGCACUUUUAAAUCGUCCAGAUUGAAAACUAAUUUCUUUCAAACUGCUUUUGUGUUUAGUCUGUUGUACUUUUCCCCACGCGUCCGAUUAGCACGGUUGGCUAUGUACGGCGCGAAAGAAGUUCUACUCACGACACUAUACACAUGUUCCCAUUUUGUCUAUAACUGCGUCUUGCUCCAGUUCUCGGUUGCAUUGUGAGCACAGUGGCCCAAAGCCCCCCCCCCCACCCCCUCCACAACAAGACACACCAAGCGGGCAGCAACAAACGUCAGUAAUAAAGUUGUAAUCGAUCAGAGAUAAUACGUGUCUUAAUUUGAGCAAGGUGCUGAGACGAUGGGAGGGAAUUCCAAAAUCGAGCAGUGCAAGCGCAGACGCAGAACCCAAGCGUUUGCGCUUUGCUGGAGGAACACCGCAGCAUCGAGACCAGGGGGUUGACAGCCUCCGUCUCCGGAGUGGCAUGCGGCUCUUUAAGGACAGCUUCGUAACGUUGUUCACACGCGCACGUGCGGCUCUUGAUCUAUUGAGUGUUUUUUUUGUUUACCGAAUAAAAAAGAAAUGGCUCUCCUUGUUAUUUUAGUUUGCCGAACAUCCCCUGACCUAGACCGGUGUUUUUUAUUGCAAGGUCCGCGGGCCACGAGCAGCCUCUGGUGGCCUUUAGGGCGGUUCCUUGACGUGCGGACCCCCGACUAGACACAGCAUGUGACCCCCCCCCCCCCCCCCCGAUCAUCGUGCCGUCAAACCCCCAAUGGUUUCAAACGUGUGGCGGCCCUCACACCGAUGGUGUCUUAUCAGCGAAAGUGCACCCCACCCCACCCCCUCUGCGAAUCAGCGAAGAACGCUGCUCUAGACGCAUUUACCAUUCUCGUCAUUGUAUAAUCGGGGGUACGUUUCAUCCGAGUCUUGCCCGCCCGGGUGGACGACCAGGAAAAUAUUUCGGCACCUGGUACGCAAACAUCCAGUACGCAUCUCGCUUUAGCCGUGCAUGGCUUCUCGGCACGUGCGCCACCUACUAAAGUUUACCAGCCAUCCAAAACAUUAGGGAAUGAGCAGUUUGUACUGAAAGGAGGUAGCUGUGGCUGCUGCUGUGGCACAUUGAGACAUAUGAACAGCUAAAUGUAUCAAGCUCACGACUACUGCAGCGUUACUUGGUGAUACUGCUGCGUUAGCAGUGGUGCACGAGCACAGUUAACAACACAGACUCGAUACAUUCGUCAAAAAAAAGAACACCGUGACCCGAAAAAAAAAAGACCCACGAUAGCCGACGUUUCGGGCAGUAGAAUGAACAACAUUCCGCAGUGGAUAGAUCGUGGCUUGUGUUGUUACGUGUUCAAACAGCGAUUCAGAAAUGUACCCGUCAUACUUUGUGAAUGCUCUCAAAGUCACGCCUUCCGGACUUGGGAGAACCUGGGUUAAACUCCCGUGUGAAACGGACACAAGUUGACAAACUGGAGAAGAUCGCUGCGCAGGGUGAACGGAUCAUCGUGGGUCUUAUCCUGAUCAACAAUCGCGAGACCCAAAACAAAUGCGCACUCAAGGACAGUACCUUCAAGUUCAAGUUCAUUUAUUAGGUAUAGCCCUGUGAGCCAUUCGGCUCUUGAAUCGGGUGCAACCGCAACAAACAAUCGGCGAGCUUUGAGUGCACUCACAAGGGAGACCCUUUCGUAUUAUUAUCGGAAACUCGACGUCUGGUCACAAUAUAGACUUGAAUCUGGUAAACAUUAAGAAUAACUUAACCAGGCAUUGUUGGACGCGGUGAAGCUGCGUUGACACGGCGAACAAUUAUCCCCGAACCACAAGGGCUACAAGUAAAAGAAGCCGUGAAACUGGUGCACGAGAGGAACAGGUGGGACAUCUGUGGAAAAAAAGAGCUUCAUAGCUCAUCGGAUUCCUCCAGUAUAAAUCAAUAUUCUGAUUCUGGAGAGGUCUCCAUUCGGUUCCAUUGCCUCUCAAAGAAGACGGCAAGCACCUCGAGAUGGGGUUUACGGACUGCUCCUUCACAGUAUCGUGGGGCUCGGCGGCGUCUUUGGGAGGCGUUCAUCCAGCAGUGGAUUGGUCAUAACUGAUGAUGAUGAUAUGGUCUAUGGAAAAUACAUUAUGUGACUUGUUGCGUGUGUGUCCGAUUUAAUCGCCCACCUGCUUUAAGUGUAAGAUAGUUUAAAAGCCGUGUGUCAUGGCCUAUGCAACAUAAUAAAUAAUGCCCGACGAUUUACCCAUAUGAAAGUGAGUACGACAGACUAUUUUUUUUCUGCAUGCAUGCAUGCAUUGGAAUCGUUGGCCAAUUCAAUUUCUGAUAGCUUGGCUCAAUGCGGGAAUAAACUAGAGAACCACGGAGGAAGACGACCACGCGUAACACGAGGGCACAACACUCAGCGCCUGCAGCACCUGGCAAACCCUGGUGGUGGUUGGUCACCCAUUCACCUACUAACCAAUAUCAACCCUGCUUAACUCCCGAGAUCCCACUCAGAUCGAACGCAUUCAGGGUGCUUUGGCCGUUCGCAUUACGAUGGAGAUAUUGGAUUUUUUGUUACUAUUUAACGUUCUUAACACAAAGCUUAUACAGACGCAAUGAUACGAAUUGUACCUGGCCUACCAGCGCAAUUGUUACCGUAUUCUCCGAAUUAUAAGACGCACGUUUCCCCCCCCCCCCUAUUUAAAAUGAAAAAAAUUGGGGCUUGCGUCUCAUAACUAAAUUGGUAUACGUAUGUGUGUGAAAUAAUUAUAUAACUUCAUAGGUAACUGGCACAAAUUUUGGAGGGUGCGUUUUACGUUCGGGGGAGUCUCGGUUAAUGUUUGAAACGCAUUGAAUUGGCGGUUUCCAGCAGUGGAUGUAGACCGUAACUCGCACAGAUGUGUACAUGAAGUUUAAUUUCUGCAAGGACUGCCUGCUGUCUAAUACCCUCUGUGUCUUUGCUGCCGUCUUAUGUCUUUUGCGUGUCAUCGGGUAUUACACAGCAGGCGCGCGCACGCUACUCGCGUUAGGAAAUUGCACGUGUUUGGAGUAGUGGUGUUGACAUUUUAAAAGUUGAUUUGUUUAACCAAGUGGUAACUCAAGAUGCCAGGAUGAGUCUUAUUCGCAACAGUGCCCUGGGUCACAGCAAAAUGACGAAAGUAAACAAAAAAAAAGCAAAGCAAUGAGGCAAAUAUAAAUCGGUAGAAAAGCAAUUGUCACAAAGACCAGGCAUUUUGUUAAGGGGAGGGGACAUCGCGACUCACAAGGGCUGUCCCGGUGGUUCGGUAGAUAUAACAUUCAGUCCUGUAUUAGGGGCAGGCCAUAGCGCACGAGAUGGGGUUGCGUGUAGCCAUGCCUGACCGCCUUUAUUUCCCCAGCGCCGAUGCUUACACACGGGGUGGACCCACAAACAAGUUCUGAAAUCGCUCGCCACUGAUGUAAGCCGUGGCCGGGAACCGAACCAAGGUGACCGGGUUUGCAACAGCAGCGCAUUGUACGAACCAUAUAUACAGAGUGUGCUAUAUAUAACGGACGGUUGGCGUAAGUUGCUGUUAAGGAUCACCUAUGAAGGCCGGCACGUUACACGAGGGUAGGCCGCCUUUGUCUCCCGAGUGCUACACAUCGCACUAGGUACUAAUUCAAGGCUGAGUCGUCCUAUGGGAGGCCCAGGACCGGUUCAGAUAAUCGUCACUGUGUUGGCCGUGAGCGGGUAUGGAACCUGGAACGCCGGGUUCGAGGCACAGCACGCGAACCACUUACCCUGCCGCUGUACAUAUACAAUAUGCAUAUUAUACACGGACACGACCGAAUGAAUGCGGUUCAUAACGGUGCAGCCUGACCUCUCGAUCACAUGUAACGAUGAAUUAACGUGAUGAAUUGCA
Molecule: messenger RNA, 5381 nt
Organism: Lethenteron reissneri (Far Eastern brook lamprey)
Lineage: Eukaryota; Metazoa; Chordata; Hyperoartia; Petromyzontiformes; Petromyzontidae
Product: transcription factor 24-like
Biological process (GO): developmental process; regulation of transcription by RNA polymerase II
Molecular function (GO): RNA polymerase II transcription regulatory region sequence-specific DNA binding; DNA-binding transcription factor activity, RNA polymerase II-specific; protein dimerization activity
Source: RefSeq, a predicted model, not a curated record